AUGAAGAAGUUCCGAAAGGUGCUGGAUGGUUUGACCACCUCCUCUCCGGUUAAUACUGGUGGCUCACCGUCGUGCGGUAGCGCGGCCGGGACUCCCACUGCAGCACCGACUCCUCGGGAGCUCGAGAUUCAGGAAACGUUGGUGUCGGAGAACUUUCAGAUCUGUAAGACAGUGCGUCAUGGCUUCCCUUACCAGCCCACCGCUCUGGCCUUUGACCCAGUGCAGAAAAUCCUGGCUAUCGGCUCACGUUCUGGAGGAGUGCGGAUUCUGGGACGACCAGGGGUGGACUGUUACUGUCAGCACGAGAGUGGAGCAGCUGUGAUUCAGCUUCAGUUCCUCAUCAAUGAGGGGGCGCUGGUCACAGCCUGCGCAGAUGAUACACUGCACCUCUGGAACCUCAGGCAGAGACGUCCAGCCAUCCUACACUCACUCAAAUUCAACAGAGAGAGGAUCACCUUCUGCCAUCUUCCCUUUCAGAGCAAAUGGCUUUACGUUGGGACAGAACGCGGGAACACACACAUUGUCAAUAUCGAGUCCUUCAUCCUGUCGGGAUACGUCAUCAUGUGGAACAAGGCCAUAGAGCUAUCCACUAAGACGCACCCUGGCCCCGUCGUUCACCUGAGUGACAGCCCAAAGGAUGAGGGGAAGUUGCUGAUAGGUUUUGAGAGUGGUACCAUUGUGAUGUGGGACCUCAGGGCGAAGAAGGCUGACUUCAGAAUCUACUAUGACGAGGCCAUUCACUCAGUGAGUUGGCACCAUGAGGGAAGGCAGUUCAUGUGUAGUCACUCUGAUGGGAGUCUGACCAUGUGGAACCUGAGGAACACAGCCAAGCCCUUCCAGGUCACCUUUCCACACGGUAAAACUCCGAGAGACAGCAGGAAAGAGUCAUGUAAGCCCAUUCUGAAGGUGGAAUACAAGACCUGCAGGAACAGCGAACCUUUCGUCAUCUUCUCUGGUGGCCUGUCGUAUGACAAGGCAGGCCGGAGGCCUACACUGACCAUCAUGCACGGCAAAGCCAUCACAGCUCUGGAGAUGGACCAUCCAAUCGUAGAGUUCCUGGUACUGUGUGAGACUCCCUAUCUUAACGAGGUCCAGGAACCCUAUGCAGUAGCAGUGCUGUUGGAGAAAGAUUUCAUUGUCGUGGAUCUCACCCAGAGCAAUUUUCCCAUCUUUGAGAACCCAUAUCCAAUGGAUAUCCACGAGUCUCCGGUCACCUGCACGGCGUACUUCGCCGACUGUCCCCCUGACAUCAUCCCAGCUCUGUACUCCAUAGGAGUCAAACACAAAAAGACUGGCUACAGCCACAAGGAAUGGCCAUUGAGUGGUGGUACAUGGACGCUUGGCUCUCAGACAUACCCAGAAAUCAUAAUUACAGGACAUGCAGACGGAUCAAUAAAGUUUUGGGACGCUACAGCCAUCACUCUGCAGAUGCUGUACAAACUGAAGACGUCGAAGGUGUUUGAGAAGCCCAAGGGUGGAGAGGUGGGGCGGAGUGCGGAGCUGGUGGAGGAAGACCCUUACGCCGUCCAGAUGAUCAGCUGGUGUCCUCAGAGUCGAAUCUUCUGUGUGGUGGGGAUCAGUGCCCACGUCAUACUCUACCGCUUCAGUAAACAUGACGCCAACACCACCAUCACUUCUCUGGAGGUACGCUUGCAGUGUGAGAUGGAGGAUGUCAUUUCUCCGUCAGACACCGAAAACACGCCCUGCUUCUCUGACCCCAGUGGUCAUUCGCCUCAGGCCCCCAGUCCUCGCAGCACCACCCCUGACGGCAUGCGGGACAGCGUGCCCUGUCUCAAGGUGAAGGAUCGUGCGAUUCGGAUGCCCCCUGGUUACCAGGCCGAGCUUGUGGUGCAGUUGCUAUGGGUUGAUGGAGAGCCACCUCAGCAAAUCACCAGCUUAGAUUUAAACUCCGCCUAUGGCCUGUUGGCUCUUGGUAACUGUAAUGGCCUGGCUGUGGUGGAUUACCUACAGAAGACUGUGUUGUUGUGCAUGAACACUCUGGAGCUGUACGGAUCCGCUGAUCCUUUCCAACGGCUCACACGCUCGCCACGCAAGAGCCGCCAGUCAACGUCAGAGUUUUGCAUGCGCGGCCUGUCUAACUUUUAUUCCGAUUCAAAGAAACGGAUUCGUACCUCCUACCAGAGCCUUACAGAACUCUCCGACAACCAGGUGUCUCUGGACCUAGAGCGAAGCAAAUCGCCCACCUCAGAUCAUGUGAAUGGACAUUGCACUAGUCCCACCUCCCAGCCCUGCGCAGCGGGGAGACCCCGGGUCCCUGGGGGCCCCGAGGGGCCACGCCUGGGUCGCAGGGGGCCCGGCCGACCGCCCUUCCGAAAGGCCCAGUCCGCAGCAUGCAUGGAGGUCUCUUUGCCUGUGUCCUCCCUCACGGAAGAAAGUCGGGAGAACUCGUUUAGUCGUUCGCGGAGUUCCAGCGUGUCCAGUAUCGACCGUGACACAAAGGAGGCGGUGACCACGCUGCAGUUCGGAGAAUCGUACGGCCGUAAGUCGGACGCGUUGCCGACGCCCUGUCUGUGGGUAGGCACCAGCCUUGGCCUGGUGCUACUUAUACCCAUGUCCAUCCCUACAGACGACCAGGAGCGCCUAGAGGAGCCCGUAACCAUAGCGCCCACUGGUUCGGUCUUAACGCUGAAGGGCUCGGUGCUGCGAUUCGGUUUCCUGGACUGCUCGGGCGCCGUCAUUCAGAGCCCUCACGAAGUUUGGCGGGAUCCCCAAGCUUCCGAAGACCCGGAACGACAACGGCGCAGGAAACUGGUCAACUUCUCGCCCCUGUCCUCCCAGGAAGCGUGCGGCGAGGGUCACCUGGCCGUCGUCUGCUCCGAGCGGCAGGCCACCGUCUUCCUCAUGCCCUCCCAGGCGCGCCUGUACGUGCACAACAUCACCGAGUCGUCCUUCGUCCUGCGCGCCGACGUGGUGAGCGUGUGCAACAGCGUCUGCCUGGCCUGCUUCUGCGCCAACGGUCACGUCAUGACCCUCAGUCUACCCAGCCUGAGGCCACUGUUGGAUGUGAACUACCUGCCGCUGACAGACAUGCGAAUCGCUCGAACUUUCUGUUUCACAAACGGAGGACAGGCUCUAUACCUCAGUUCCCCUACUGAGAUCCAGCGCAUCACCUACAGCCAAGAGAUGUGUGACAACCUACAGGAAAUGCUGGGUGAGCUCUUUACACCUAUAGAGACUCCUGAGGCUCAGAACAGAGGCUUUCUGAAGGGCUUCUUCGGGGGAAACACCCAGACCUUCGAUCGUGAGGAGCUGUUCGGGGAGGCAGCGGCGGGUAAGGCGUCUCGCAGCCUGGCACAGCACAUCCCCGGGCAGGCCGGGAUGGAGGGCAUGAAGGCAGCAGCGGGGGGUGCGGUCGGUGACCUGGCCCGCGCUCGCAUUGCCCUGGACGAGAGAGGACAGAGACUGGGGGAACUGGAGGAGAGGACCGCCCUCAUGAUGGCCAGCGCUGAGACCUUCUCCAAACACGCUCACGAGCUGAUGCUGAAAUGCAAAGACAAGAAGUGGUAUCAGUUUUAG
This is a messenger RNA of Chanos chanos (milkfish), 3537 nucleotides long. It is a transcript of the gene stxbp5l, whose product is annotated as syntaxin binding protein 5L. Bases 1 to 3537 code for a protein of 1178 amino acids. The record is from RefSeq and is a predicted model, not a curated record. Gene Ontology annotation, cellular component: plasma membrane; cytoplasm; SNARE complex. The transcript has 27 exons. Gene Ontology annotation, molecular function: syntaxin binding; GTPase activator activity; myosin II binding. Gene Ontology annotation, biological process: Golgi to plasma membrane transport; exocytosis. NCBI's taxonomy places the organism in Eukaryota, Metazoa, Chordata, Actinopteri, Gonorynchiformes, Chanidae.